Molecule: messenger RNA, 1774 nt
Organism: Symphalangus syndactylus (siamang)
Lineage: Eukaryota; Metazoa; Chordata; Mammalia; Primates; Hylobatidae
Gene: RPA4
Product: replication protein A4
Biological process (GO): double-strand break repair via homologous recombination; DNA replication; nucleotide-excision repair
Cellular component (GO): DNA replication factor A complex; site of double-strand break; chromosome, telomeric region
Molecular function (GO): single-stranded DNA binding
Source: RefSeq, a predicted model, not a curated record
AGUUUUAAUGGUUUGAAUGAACAGGGGACGUGAGUUCUUGAAAACAGUAACCACGGUGGUGCAUUUUCCCCCCUGCACGUAACGUACAGCACUCUACCGUUUUGCCAAGCACUUGGUGCUCCUAAAAUUUCUGUUGCAUUGUUGUUUGAAUGAAUGAAUAAAUGAGUCUUUUAAAAGUAAUUGUAGAAGUUGCAGCAUUAAGAAAUAAAGAGGGAGGCUAGUAAAAAUGCAUUUUUAUAGAGAUGUUGGGAAAGGCUUGCUUGAAAUUACACGUGGGACUUUUACUAGAUAGGCGCUUUGACCAGCUAAGCAACAGGGCUCCCUCGUGUGGGGCUUUUAGAAUGUAGCAACCACUGACACACAGGGAAGGAUUAUGCGAUCAGGUGAGAAGGUGGCCGAUCCUGACUGGCUGGAAGCAGAUGCAUUCUGGUAGUUGAUUGGUCCACAGGUAGAGUGGCGCUUGUUACGUCCUCAGGCUCCCAGCAUUCAAUCGUAGCCUUUCGGACAGCUCGAAGCCUUCUGUGGAGAGCUCGAAGCCUUCUGUGGAGAACUCAAAGCUGUCCGUGGAGCCCCAGACGAGCCAAAGCCCACCUUCUCCUCAGCCUGAGCUGUCUUGAAGAUGAGUAAGAGUGGGUUUGGGAGCUAUGGCAGCAUUUCUGCUGCUGAUGGAGCGAGUGGAGGCAGUGACCAACUGUGUGAGAGAGAUGCAGCUCCUGCUAUUAAGACCCAAAGACCUAAGGUCCGAAUUCAGGAUGUUGUACCGUGUAAUGUGAACCAGCUUCUCAGCUCUACUGUGUUUGACACUGUGUUCAAGGUUAGGGGAAUUACAGUUUCCCAGGUCUCCAUCGUGGGGGUAAUCAGAGGGGCAGAGAAGGCUUCAAAUCACAUUUGUUACAAAAUUGAUGAUAUGACCGCGAAGCCAAUCGAGGCCCGACAGUGGUUUGGGAGAGAGAAAGUCAAGCAAGUGACUCCGCUGUCAGUCGGAGUAUAUGUCAAAGUGUUUGGUAUCCUCAAAUGUCCCACGGGAACAAAGAGCCUUGAGGUAUUGAAAAUUCAUGUCCUAGAGGACAUGAACGAGUUCACCGUGCAUAUUCUGGAAACAGUCAAUGCACACAUGAUGCUGGAUAAAGCCCGUCGUGAUACCACUGUAGAAAGUGUGCCUGUGUCUCCAUCAGAAGUGGAUGAUGCUGGGGAUAACGAUGAGAGUCACCGCAAUUUCGUCCGGAAUGAAGUGCUGCGUUUGAUUCAUGAGUGUCCUCAUCAGGAAGGGAAGAGCAUCCAUGAGCUCCAGGCUCAGCUCUGCGACCUUAGCGUCAAGGCCAUCAAGGAAGCGAUUGAUUAUCUGACCGUUGAGGGCCACAUCUAUCCCACUGUGGAUAGGGAGCAUUUUAAGUCUGCUGAUUGAAGCAGGGAAACAUCCUUUCAUUUUCCGAAGACCCUUGCAUCCAGCUGUGAGUAAUUUUGACCUGUUGACUUUUUAGGAAGUAGGACUAAAAAAAAAUCUCAAGUGGCAUUCUUUGUCAACUCGCUGCUUUUCUAACUGCUUUGAACUUUUCGGAUUUUCUAUAUUUGAAGCUCAGAGAGAUGGUGAUGGAUAAAUUGACAACUCUGUAGGAUUUACUAGCAAGCUAAUGGAAACAUGAUGAUUUUGGGGGAAGAAAAACUACAGAAAAUGUAGAAAUUUAUUAUUUAAUUGUGUUGGAGCUUCUUUUUCCAAAAGAAAAACUAGUUGCAGUCAGGGAGCCAGCGAAAAGACAAAAAAAAAAAAAAAAAA